AUGCCGGUUCAAUUAUUGGGCAGGGACCAGAUUGCGGUUGCUUAUGAGGCACCUGCAACGGGUAGUUCUGAGGGUGGCUUUGGACAUUUUGAACGGAGUUGGCAAGACAGGUUUAUUGAAAUAUUUGAGAGAUUCCGUCGUAGUAGGGUUUUCCAAGUUCCUAUUGUGCAUUGUAUAUUAUUGACAGUGUGGCUGGUACUGUUAACAAAAUUUUGGGGGGUUUAUGGAGGCAUUUACAAGAGGUCGGCGUUGCUUGCGACGUACUGUUCUAAUAUUCUGCUGUUUGGUUUGUCAGAUUUGUUAGCUCAAUGCAUAUCAUGUGUGAUGGCAUCUCAGAUAGAUCCUGUGCCUAGAGUGAUCAAUAAUACUGCUAAAAACAUCAUGAUGCAUUUACAGAGAAGGGAUCCAAGUGAGAGCUUGUUUGAAGACGAGGAAAUGGACGAUGAGGUGGACAAUGUUUCUGUAUUUAAUGACUAUGGACCGCAGCGGGCGGCUGUGGGAAUAUACGAUCCAGAUGAUAUGGGUCUAGAUUUUGGAGCGGAACAGGCUAUUCAGAAUUUUAACCUUUAUCGAUGGGCGUGUUUUGUGGCUUGGGGAUGGUUCAUGGCGAAUUUUCAGGUGCCGUGGUAUAUAAUUCUGAAUUACUUAUUUACAGAGGAUCCGACGGUUGUGCAGGUAUUAGAACGUGUCCUUUCAGAUCAACUGCUGUACUCUCCAAUAUCUCUGUACUGUUUCUUUAUGUACUCAAAUUACAUAAUGGAGCGUGGGGAUGAAAAGUCGUUUGCCAAGAAAAUCCAGAGGGUUUAUUUGAGCACACUGGGCUGUAAUUACUUGGUUUGGCCGAUGGUCCAAUUCAUCAAUUUCUUGCUGAUGCCCAAACCACUACAGGUGCCUUUCAGCUCUGCAGUUGGGGUUGUGUGGAACUGCUUUUUAUCGAUGCGCACAGCGGCGACGCAGUCCACAUAG
Messenger RNA from Eremothecium cymbalariae DBVPG#7215, 966 nucleotides. RefSeq lists its product as uncharacterized. The coding region runs from base 1 to 966 and encodes 321 amino acids. Gene Ontology annotation, cellular component: cytoplasm; membrane. The record is from RefSeq and is a predicted model, not a curated record. The transcript has a single exon. NCBI's taxonomy places the organism in Eukaryota, Fungi, Ascomycota, Saccharomycetes, Saccharomycetales, Saccharomycetaceae.